This is a messenger RNA of Paramecium pentaurelia, 2136 nucleotides long. The record is from the annotation of a GenBank genome assembly. NCBI's taxonomy places the organism in Eukaryota, Ciliophora, Oligohymenophorea, Peniculida, Parameciidae.
AUGAAUAUGAGUACUAAAACAAUGAAAUCUCUCUAACAAAGUAAUUAAAAAAAUUAAUUACUGCCUGAUGCAUUUUCUGAUAUCAACUUCUAUAAAUAUCGUAGUCAGUCUAAUACUGAAUAAUACACUCCAAUCAAGGGAUUUCAGAUUGUUAAAUUAAGAGGUCCUUCUCGAUUAUCAGUUUAAUAAUCUUAAUAAUCUAUUAAGAGUGUUAAAAGCAUUAAAAAAAGAAAUAAUUCUCAAAGCAAUGUCGGAAUUGAUCUCUUUAAACAUGUUACUGAAAUUGAUGAUAGUGAAAUGCAUGAAAAACUUAUGAAUCUUUUUGAAAUUGAUCAAAAAAUGCGUAAGAACUUAGAAAUCAAUAGAAUGAUAGUGCAAGAUAAAUAAUAAUCAUCAGCUUAAAUUGAUGAGGUCUAUUAAGAGAUUUUAUUAAUGUUAAACAACACUAUCGAAAGAAUACAUCAAUAUAUUAAUGCAAAUAAUCUCGAGCGCUCGAACUUAAAAAAGGCACAUCGUAGAACUGCUAUUGAAAUAGAACAUUAAUUAUAAGAGUUUAUCAAUAUGAUGUUAACUGCUAUUUCAAAAAGGGAUAUGACUUUGGCAAGAUUAACAGAGAAUGCUUGGAAACUAAUUUGUGUUGCAAUAGAAAUGAUAUUACAAAAUGGGAAGGCAGAAUAAGAAUACAUUCAAUAAGAAGUAUUAAAUGAAUUAUAAUAAGAAGUUGUAUAAUUAAAAUAAGAGAAAGAAGAUAUCUAUCAUAAAUAUAUGGAAGUCUCUGAAUUAAAUAAUAAAUUAACUUAAUAACAUAAAUAAGAAAUCAAUAUUUUAACUUAUUAAUUAAAUAUGGCAAGAGUAGAAUUUAAUGAUUAUAAAUAAAAUCAAGAAGCAUAAAGUACAUUAGAAAAUGCUACUGGAAGUCUUAAAGAUGUAGAACUCAAUUUAAAAGAUACUCAUAAAAUAUUGAAUAAAAUUGAAGAGAAUAUAAGUAAUAGAGAUACUUAAUAUUAUCAAACAUUAAAGUCUGUUGUUUAAUAACAUUAAAUGGAUAAGGAGAGUCAAAUGAAUAAGGCAUAGAAGUUAAUUAAUAGAUAUUAAUUAAAAUCAUUAAAUACUAAAUAAUGCAUAAUUGCUUCAGAAUAUUUCAAUCAUCCAUUUGUUUAGUAUUUGGAUAUUAAUUUUGAAUAUAAUUAAUAGGAUGAAAAACGUCUAUAAUAAUUGUUUAUUGAUUGGUUUAAUUAGGAAUGUGUAAAACCUCAAUUUGGGACUCAUCCAGCUUAAUAGAGAUUAGAAUAAAUAAGUUCCUAUGAGAGGAAAAGCAAUGCAGAAAGUUUUAUAAAUUUUUUAAUAAAAAAUGAUAGUCUUAAUCAAUUAUAAAAUUGUAUUGCUUAUAUAAGUUAAAACUUAGAAAUGAGUGAUCUAAAUUAAUUAAAUAAAAUAGACAAAUUUAAUAGAUAAUUAUGUAUAUUUUUUGGUGUUAUUUUUUAAUUUGAAGUAACAAAUAUUGAAAUUGAUUUGUUGACUUAUGAUCGGAUUAGAUUUUUAUAUUCAGGUCUUAUGUAAGGAAAUUAAGAAGAAUAAACAUAAAAUUAAAAUAAAUUUUAAUGGUAUAAUUUUGUAGUGUAAAAUUUGAGUGAUUUAUGUGCAUCAAUUUUUUUAGAUUAUUCAGAAAAAGUAGCUAAUUCAUAAUAAACAAUUGUUUAAAUUUUAGUAUUCAUUAUGUAAAGUGAAAGUGAUAAAAGAAAGCAUUAAUUAAAAAAAUUGAUUGAAGAUUUUAAGUCAGUGGAUAUUGAAUUGAAUUUAUAAAGAGAAAGAAUGUUGAAAUUUGUCAAAGAAUUAUGCACAUUUUACAAUUAUCAAUAUAAUUAAUUGUAAGUAAUGUAAUAUGCAUAAGCUUUAUUUGAUCGUUAUAUUCGAGUGUAUCAAACAGGAAGAAAACGUAAUGGUCUUGAGAUUGGAGAAUGGAUUAACUUUAUUCAAGAAUUAUAGUAAAUAUUGAAUAAAUUGAUAUAAAUUAAACCUCAUCUACAUCAUUAAAUCUAUAUGCUUGAAGAUCUUCAAUAUGUAAACAAAGAAUUUUAAGUACAUACUCGAACUUCAUAAAUUGAAAGACGUGAAUCUUAAGUAAAAAAGAAAUGA